AUGCUAUACAAAGUCGGCAGCCGAGGAGCUCUUCGCUCGCUUCUCUCCUCGUCUCGUGCGCAUCGCUCUCACAUCACAACGGCAGCAACUCGUACACAUUCAAGGACAAUCCGUCCUACAGUCUCCCGGUCAAUUCCACAGAGAUCAUUCUGCUCGUCGCCUGCUUCGUUCAAGGGAAUCACACCGGGCUCCUCGGAUCCUGCUCCGCCAAAUCCUGAGCCCAACUACAUCGGUGUCAAGCAGGUCACUGAAGCGUCAUACAUAUCAGAGCCGGAAUACCGUGAUCGCUCUGAGGAAUAUAUCAAUGCUCUGAUGGCAGAGAUAGAGAGGACCCAGGAAGAGCAAGGGUCAGAGGUAGAAGCCGAGUACAGCGCCGGAGUACUCAACGUCGUCGUCCCUGGAAUCGGUACCUACGUCCUCAAUAAACAGCCCCCGAACAAGCAGAUAUGGCUCAGCUCGCCCAUAUCUGGCCCCAAGCGGUUCGACUGGGUCGUUCAAGGCGACGAGAUGACCGAGAAAGAAGGCACUCGGGAUUAUGUCGGUGGACAGUGGAUAUACCUUCGUGAUGGGACAAACCUGACAGAUAUUUUGAACGCAGAGUUGAACCUGGAGUUGAGAGCAAAGAUCCACGAAUGA
Messenger RNA from Trichophyton verrucosum HKI 0517, 636 nucleotides. Its product is annotated as mitochondrial chaperone Frataxin, putative. Lineage: Eukaryota; Fungi; Ascomycota; Eurotiomycetes; Onygenales; Arthrodermataceae. Gene Ontology annotation, molecular function: ferroxidase activity; 2 iron, 2 sulfur cluster binding; ferrous iron binding. The coding region runs from base 1 to 636 and encodes 211 amino acids. The transcript has 2 exons. Gene Ontology annotation, cellular component: mitochondrion. The record is from RefSeq and is a predicted model, not a curated record. Gene Ontology annotation, biological process: intracellular iron ion homeostasis; iron incorporation into metallo-sulfur cluster.